Galleria mellonella (greater wax moth) is the source of this 1060-nucleotide messenger RNA. RefSeq lists its product as uncharacterized. The transcript has 2 exons. The record is from RefSeq and is a predicted model, not a curated record. Lineage: Eukaryota; Metazoa; Arthropoda; Insecta; Lepidoptera; Pyralidae. Bases 47 to 982 code for a protein of 311 amino acids.
UUAAUACAUAUCAGUGGCGACGAGGACGAUCCUACCUACAAUAAAAAUGUCUUUUAUAGGAAAUAUACCUAUUUUUGACUAUAAAAACUGUGAAUGGUCUAUUUUUAAAGGUCGAUUAAUUCAAUUUUUAAAAGUGAAUAAUGUGAAAGAUGACUGUAAAUGUGCAAUAUUGAUUACGCAUUUAUCGGACAACUCAUACCGUCUAGUGCGUAACCUAGCCUAUCCUGAAGAACUGGAGACGCAAAGUUUUGAAAACCUGGUGUUAUUACUCGACAGCCAUUUUAAGCCGAAACAGUGUUCAUUCGCCGACAGAGCAAAAUUUUAUUCCGCAACAAGAAACUGCGGGGAGUCACUAGGAGACUGGGCGGCACGACUAAGAGAUUUAGCAAGUUACUGUGACUUUGGUGUUGCCUUGGAUACAAAUCUCACGGACCGUUUCGUCCUAGGUCUGGGUCCAGGUCCUGAACGCGAUAAAUUGUUUGAACAAAACGUUUCCGAGUUAAAGUUAGCACGUGCCAUUGAAAUCGCGGAAAAGGCAGAAUGUGCUAGGGAUGCAAAGGCAUUCGUAUCAGACUCAGUGGCUGUGAAGGAAGAAGCGAUAUAUAAGUUAUCGUACGGAUCUGCAAGGAGAAAUUACGGCGGUAAUGGCGGUGGCGGCAGUAAAAAUGGCGGUGGCGGCAGUAAAAAUGGCAGCGUCGCGAAUUCACGUGCGGCGUGGACGUCGCAGGCUAGCCGCGAUCAAUGUAAAUAUAAUCACGAAAUACAGUGUUUAGUAUGUGGUAUGAAAAAUCACAGUGAAGAUAAGUGCCGUUAUAAAAAUUACAAAUGUCAAAAGUGCGGUAUUAAAGGGCAUUUAAAAAAGAUGUGUAACAAAAAAAAUAAAAACGAACAUGUUUACGUAAAUCAAAUCGGAAAAAAUGAUUCGGAUAGCGACACCGGAUGUGACGAGUGCCAAAACUUUAAUUUAAGGUUUCAAAAUUAGGGUGGAAAGAUGAUGUAUCUGCUACCCUCUUUUAAUAAUAAUGAGCAUAAUUAUAUCUACCUACAUAUAUAUUAGUAA